Baudoinia panamericana UAMH 10762 is the source of this 495-nucleotide messenger RNA. RefSeq lists its product as uncharacterized. The transcript is spliced from 2 exons. Bases 1 to 495 code for a protein of 164 amino acids. Lineage: Eukaryota; Fungi; Ascomycota; Dothideomycetes; Mycosphaerellales; Teratosphaeriaceae. The record is from RefSeq and is a predicted model, not a curated record.
AUGGCAUGGCAGCAUGGCGACGUCUCCGUUAACAAUGAAGCGAAGCCGUUCAGGCGGAAUGUCAAGGUCGACGUUCAGAAGCGGUUUAAUGUUCGCGAUGAUCAUGCUCGCCAGCUUCCAGCAGGCUUUCGCAAAGGUUACUACAUCGACAAGUACGGUGACCCGCACCGUCACGACCACAGCAACAUCCACGAAGCCUGCGAGCACGACGACUAUAAUCACAACGGACACGGUCUUACAGACCGUCACGAGUAUAAGUACGUCCGUGAAGCCGGCAAGUACGACGACUAUCACGAGUACAGCGAUAUCCACAAAGUCGGCAAGCACCAUCACGGUAACGAGUACAGCGACAUUCACGAAGCCGGCGAGCACAACGACCAUCACGGAUACCGCCACCACCACGAAGCCGGCAAGCACGACGACCAUUACGAGCACCGCCACAACCACGAAACCGGCGGGCACGACGACCGUCACAAGUACGGCCAUCACCACUAA